Otolemur garnettii (small-eared galago) is the source of this 4177-nucleotide messenger RNA. It is a transcript of the gene FBXO10, whose product is annotated as F-box protein 10. Gene Ontology annotation, biological process: protein ubiquitination; regulation of apoptotic process; ubiquitin-dependent protein catabolic process. Bases 54 to 2924 code for a protein of 956 amino acids. The record is from RefSeq and is a predicted model, not a curated record. Gene Ontology annotation, molecular function: protein binding. The transcript is spliced from 11 exons. Lineage: Eukaryota; Metazoa; Chordata; Mammalia; Primates; Galagidae.
UAUUGGACCAGAUCCCUGCCAGUGUGAUCCCAUGCUUGGAUUCGAAGGUUACCAUGGAGGCUGGUGGCCUCCCCCUGGAGCUGUGGCGCUUGAUCUUAGCCUACCUGCACCUUCCUGACCUGUGCCGCUGCAGCCUGGUAUGCAGGGCUUGGUAUGAACUCAUCCUCAGUCUCGACAGUACACGCUGGCGGCAGCUGUGUUUGGGCUGUACAGAGUGCCGCCACCCCAACUGGCCCAACCAGCCUGAUGUAGAGCCUGAGUCUUGGAGGGAGGCCUUCAAGCAGCAUUACCUUGCCUCUAAGACAUGGACCAAGAACGCUUUGGACUUGGAGUCCUCUGUCUGCUUUUCUUUAUUCCGCCGGAGGAGGGAAAGACGUACCCUGAGUGUUGGACCAGGUCAUGAAUUUGACAGCCUGAGCAGUGCCUUGGCAAUGGCCAGCCUAUAUGACCGAAUUAUGCUCUACCCAGGUGUAUAUGAAGAGCAAGGUGAAAUCAUCCUGAAGGUGCCCGUGGAGAUUAUAGGGCAUGGGAAGUUGGGCGAAGUGGCCCUUAUAGCCAGCAUUGAUCAGCACUGCUCAACCACACGCCUGUGUAACCUCAUCUUCAUGCCAGCCUGGUUCUCACCCAUCAUGUAUAAGACAACAUCAGGUCACGUCCAGUUUGACAACUGCAACUUUGAGAAUGGACACAUCCAGGUCCAUGGCCCAGGUACCUGCCAAGUGAAGUUUUGCACCUUCAAAAACACCCAUGUCUUCCUGCACAACGUGCCCCUCUGUGUCCUGGAAAACUGUGAAUUUGUAGGCAGUGAAAACAACUCUGUGACUGUUGAGGGUCACCCAUCUGCAGAUAAGAACUGGGCCUACAAGUAUCUGCUAGCACUUAUCAAGUCCUCUCCCACUUUGCUGCCCCCAGAGGACUCUGAUUUUUUAAUGUCCCUGGACCUAGAGAGCCGAGACCAGGCCUGGAGCCCAAAGACUUGUGACAUUGUAAUUGAGGGCAGCCAGAGCCCUACCAGCCCAGCUGCUAACUCCCCAAAGCCAGGUUCCAAGGCUGGCUCACAGGAGGCAGAGGUGAGCAGUGAUGGGGAAAGGGUGCCCCAGGCCUCAGACAGCAGCGAUGGAGGCCUGAGUCCCAGUGGUGAAGAUGAAGAUGAGGAACAGCUCACAUACAGACUGUCUUACCAAGUGCAAGGCCCACGCCCAGUACUGGGGGGCUCCUUCCUGGGCCCACCCCUGCCAGGAGCAUCCAUUCAGCUGCCCAGCUGCCUAGUGCUGAACUCACUGCAGCAAGAGCUGCAGAAGGACAAGGAGGCCAUGGCACUGGCCAACUCUGUGCAGGGCUGCCUCAUCCGCAAGUGCCUCUUCCGGGAUGGAAAGGGAGGCGUCUUAGUCUGUUCCUAUGGCCAAGCCAAGAUGGAAGGAAACAUCUUCCGGAACCUGACUUACGCAGUGCGGUGUAUACAUAAUAGCAAGAUCGUCAUGCUCAGGAACGACAUUUACCGCUGCCGAGCGGCAGGCAUCUUUCUUCGCUUGGAGGGCGGAGGCUUGAUCGCUGGCAACAACAUUUACCACAACGCGGAGGCUGGUGUAGACAUCCGGAAAAAGUCUAACCCUCUCAUACUGUGUAACCAGAUCCAUCACGGCCUGCGUUCUGGCAUUGUUGUCCUUGGCAAUGGGAAAGGCAUCAUCCGGAACAAUCAAAUCUUUUCAAAUAAGGAGGCUGGCAUUUAUAUCCUGUACCAUGGAAAUCCAAUCGUGAGUGGGAACCACAUCUUCAAGGGCCGUGCUGCGGGCAUAGCAGUGAACGAGAAUGGCAAAGGCCUCAUCACAGAAAAUGUCAUCCGUGAGAAUCAGUGGGGAGGUGUGGACAUCCGCCGUGGAGGGAUCCCCGUCCUCAGGAGUAACCUCAUCUGCUUUGGCUAUUCAGAUGGUGUGGUCGUGGGAGAUGAAGGCAAAGGGCUGAUAGAAGGAAAUACCAUUUACGCUAAUAAGGGCUGUGGUGUGUGGAUGAUGUCGUCCAGCCUGCCCCAUGUCACCAGCAACCACGUCAGCUACAAUGGCCUGUACGGAGUAGCAGUGUUCAGCCACAAGGACGGCUCCAGUGAGUUUCCUGGAGGCCAUGGAGCCCAGGAGAACUUCAGCGAGGACAGGGAUGCCAUCCUCUGGGAGACAGAGCUAGAGAAGGAGGAAGACCCACUGCGCCGGCCCAUCACCAUAGCUCUAGUUGAGUCUAACAGUAUUAAUCACAAUGGAGCCUCGGGACUCUAUGUCCAGAGCAGUGAGGCACUGCAUGUUAUCACCAAUGUGAUCCACGCUAAUGGGGACAGAGGCAUCACUGUGGCCCAGAGCAGCCAGUCCACCCGUGUGACCAACAACAGCAUCUCCUGCAACCGGCAGAGUGGAGUCAAGGUUGAGGCCCAGUGCAAGGUGGAACUCCGGGGCAAUGGUAUCUAUGACAACAGAGGCCAUGGCAUUAUCACCAAGGGCGAUAGCACUGUUGUCAUUGAAAAUGACAUCAUUGGCAACCGGGGCAGUGGGCUGCAGCUACUGCCCAGGUCUGACACUAAGGUAAUAAAGAACCGGAUCCAUUCAUUCCGAGCUUAUGGCAUUGCAGUUCGAGGUCGUGCUAAGGCCCUGGUGCAGGAGAACAUCAUCUUCCAGGGCAAAACCAACAAGACCAUCUUUCAGCAGAUCUCAAACAACCGAGAAUGCAUCAUGCAAAACAACAAGUUCUUAGUCUUCAAGAAAAAAUCGGAUACAUGGCGCCUGGUGAACCCACCAGCACGGCCUCACCUUGAAAACUCUCUCCGAGGGCCCUCUGCAGCCCACAGUGGACAGAAGAUGACAGCCAUGGCGACCCGAAUCACAGCCCGUGUUGAAGGUGGUUACCACAGCAACCGUAGCAUUUUCUGCACCAUCCUGUGAGGACAAAGACCUGCCCUGGGCCCUGAAAGGUGCUCAGAGGAGCUGAGACGGAGACAGUGCCUGAGAAACCUGCCUUUGGAGGCUGGAGAAAAUGAGUUUGUUUUACUUAUGGAUACAGUUCUCUUAGACUUGGACAAGGACCUGCGAGGGAGGAAGGGGCUUGGGAAUGGGAGCCCUUCUUGAAAGGCUACCCAGGGAUGAUGGGGCCAUGCUGAAAACGGAAAGGGGGAGUGUAUGAUAGAAGGCUCCUUUCAGGCAGCCAGGGGUUGCAGUCAGGUGCUGGGCCAGGCUGGGCAGCUCUACUCCAUCUUCAAAUAGCUCCCAAACUCAGGAGGACUUUAGCUUACUGCCUUCUAAGGAUUCAAAUCCCACGUGAACACACACCAGCCACCCCUCCUGGGCACAGUCCUAUGGAGGUAGGGGUGCCUGGGCCCCUGGUACGUAUCCACAUUCUCAUGGAUGGGCACUGGCCUUUACUGACCCUGCUGUGUGUUCUCACUCUGUGCCUUGGCUCACGUUCUCUCUUCUUCCUCCUGGCAUGCCUUUUCCACCAUCCUUAUGUGUCCAGGCUAUACAGGUUUCUCAAGGUUUAGCUCAGACACUACUGUCCCACACAGCUCUCCCACCCUCUGCCCACCUCCUGAGCCCCAGUAGCCCUUUCUCUGUUCCCUCUCAGGGUACUGAGCACUUUCUGCCUUGUUUUGGAGCUAUCCAGGUCCAUAACUUGUCCUUCCCACUUGCCUGUGAGCUGCCUGCAGGUAGACCACAUCUGUCCAGAUCCCAACCCUGGGUUAGGGGAGGGACAGUGGUCUGAGUGUGGGAAGCAAGGCCAGCUCCCAAAGGGCUUUAUUGAACCGUACUGUGAAUGUGUCAGGGUUCCAGAGCCAGCAGCUAGUACCCAUUGCUCAAAGAAGGGGGCUGGAUGCAGGGCUGGCUCAGCCUGAACAGUCCCCUUCCCACUCAGCUUUUCAUGUGGGGCCUUCACCAGCACGAUGGGGUUGCUAUCUUGCACUUGGCUGAUGGCUUCCUGGCUGGGCUGGUUCUGCCAGGCCCUCGGUGCUGCUCUAUUGGGUGGGAUGGGAGAGGGGAGGGAACCAGGAGCACUGGCCUCCCCAAGGACCGUGAGCAUGAGAGUGCUACUCCUCCUGUCCCUGACACUGUCCUUUGCACUCUGCCCCAAUGUUGCUGUACAAAAUGCUGCCUUUAUUAUUUUUUAAGAAAUGACUUUUCUGUGAACUAAGUAUUGAUGAAAA